CACCAUUUCCGCGGCUGCGUCCCAUUUCGAUUCGUGUUGCAACGUGCUUGGCAUUUCCAAUCACACACUCACAUACACACAAGGACACUCACAAGCCAAACCCUCGCUCCCACUUCCAAGCGAGGACGAUGGGGACGCAGGACGAUCAUUCACCGCCUUGGGUUGCGCCCAUCCGCUACAACCAGCUCCUGCCCUACUAUCACGCGGCUGGCCUGCGCCCGACGACGGAUCCCGCUGAACGUGCGCGUGCUGAAGCGCACUGCCGCGGCGGGCUCGAGGCCGAGGCCGACACCCUCCUCGCGUCACUGCUCGAGGCCUUCCAGCGCGCCGUGCUCUCGCGCGAUCUGACGCCAACCGGCCAGCUCGCGGUCGCCACCAGGCGCAUGUCCGACUACAUUGACUUGUAUGGAUUCCGAUUCACCGUCGAGCAGCUCUUGGCGCUCAUCGAGACAACGUACUCGCUGAUUACGACAACCAAGAACAUUCAACUGUCAUCGCAGGCGGGCUUGAUGACCUUCCUGACUCGCUUGCUGGAACCAACAGCAAUGCUGCCCGUUGGGCUGAUUGUGCUGGACUGGCGCCCGCUCGCCGCGUUUUACAGAUACUUGCAUUGCCACCCUCGGUUUCCAUUCAAGCUCGAGGCAAAGGAGCAUCUGACUCCCCUGUGCACCCUCAUGCAAGCCUGUCGUGACUUUUUUGCUCCCAGCGCUGCGCAAGAGUUGCUUGACGAAUACCUCCCCAUGCUGGUCCCCGUCGAUUCGUCGUUUGACGAAGCCAGCCAGAUGCUGUCCCUCCUUUUGCCAACGCGACAGGUGGUCGAGAAGCACAUGAUUCAGGCUCAGCUGGCCGCUCCGUCGACGCCCAUUCCGAUUCUCAAGCCAGAGCAAGCUGUGCCGUGGUUUUCUCCCCUCAUGCAAACGUGGCGGUGGACGGAAGACCGGAAGCCGUGGGACUGCCGAUUCCUGGAGCUGUUUUCUCGGCUUGCCCAGCACUCGUGCGGCCUGUUGGACUGGUCGGAGGUGUCUGACCGAUUCUUUACGGCCAUUGCCCGGCAAUUGGAAAUUCCCAGCGGCGCCGGCUUCUUGCCGUCUGCGCGCGGCGGUAAAUUGCGUGGCGAACAAGUCGACACGUCGCGUUGGAUUGUCGGGGCCAUGCGACCGGAUGGCGCCAUUCUCGAUCGUCUCGAGUCGCUUUUGCAGUCGAUUGAAACCUACUACCAUCCCAGCAAUAAUGGAGCGUGGUCGGAUGGGUUGUCUGUCUUUCUCCACCGCUUGGCAGACACCUUUUCUUCACGCUAUGCCCAAGAGCGCCAGGACCAGGAGCUCCUUGCCGAACUGCAGAUGCUUCGUACGCAACAAGAGCACGGCGACCCACGGGCUGCUGAUGGAGCCAACUAUGGCGUGGGUGAUUUCGGAUUUGAGCGGCCCUCAACAUCAUCCAUCGACAAAUCCGCCAGCCGCACGGAAGGCGCCACUCAACCAAACGUCUUUUCGGACGAAGAGCACAAACUCCUCGCUCAAUGGUGCCCCAUUCCUGAGAGCGAGCGAAUCACGCCCGAGACAGUCCGUCGGUUUGUCGAGAUGCUCCGGCCCCUUGCGCUCCUCCAGCUAUUUGCCAAGUCCGAGACGUUUAUCGCCAAUGCUGUGUCCACCAUCAAAAUUCUUGCUCUGCUUUGCCCGCAAGCAAUUCUCCCGCAAACGCUGGAACGCAUCUACCCGGCCUUGGAAACUGUGACGGAAACCCACCAAACCUCUGCUGCGCUCGCUUGCCUUGCAGGCCUAUCGCGUCUCUUGUUCUGGCGGCGAUUCUACCCCGGGGGUGCUCAGCAUCUUCCAGCGCUGCUGCAGCUCAUCCUUCCGGGCAUUGACGUGAACGAUUGGAAAAAGACAACUCCGACGCUGCAUUUUCUUUCGUGUCUGUUUGCCAACGUCCCAAUCCGCAACUACUCUUUGCUUGCCCGCAACGAAGCCUACGGCCGAGCCUUUGGUCAUGACAACUACCUGUCUCUGCCAUUCACCGACGUGGACGAGCAGCUCUGCGAAGCUUCCGCGAGCUUUGGGGAUUGGGUUUUGCAGCUGAUCGACAAGGUUCUUGACAUUUGCGAAAACCAGCUACCGCCCAGCAAGCGUGGCGAUAUUGGCGAAGGGGCAUUGUGGGUGCUGCCUGGCACGUGCGAGCUGCUCUUUCUCUCGCUGGAACCCGAGUGGCUUGACAAUGUGAUUCUCCGGGUGUUUGACUUUACCAUGACCCACCUGCGAAUGAACUCGCUGAAGCUGGUUGGGCGCUUGUGCAAGAGUCUCUGCGCUGCCGCUCCUGCAAAGGUUCUUCGGCAGUUUGUGCCGCGGCUGUGCGAGCAAAUUAUUGCCAACUUGGAGGUCGAAACUCCUCCUUCUUCCUCCCCAGUCACAACAACCCCCGAUGGUGCAAACCAAGCGACGGUUGGAGACAUUCAACGUGUUGACGAUCAAGUGCUUUGGCAGCUGCGUAUUCUCGCACAAAUUGUGGACAGCGGCGCUGCCAAGGUGUUAGAGUACAAGCCCAUGUUGCUGCAAACGCUUCAAGUCUGCUUUUCCCAGAUUCACCUGUUUGACCGUCGUUUGGCCAAGGCCGCUGGCAAGCUACUCCGGCGAUUGUUGCGGACGCUGACGCUCCCCAACUCGAGGUCGCACAAGCAGUUUGAUCUCCAAGACCCGAGCGCGACCCGGCCCCAUCUUCAACAACUCCGAGACUUGUACGAUAACUGGGGGCAUGCUCCGGCGUUGUCUAAAGUCUCGCUGAACUGGGACACUCCUACCGCGGAAGGGCUCGCGCUCGUUGAUGAGCUGUUGACAACCAUUCUGGCGCCCACCAUGGCUCGAUUGGACAAGCUGCUCCUUGGCGUGCGCGAAUCCACUUUGCCCUCCUUUUUCGCCAAGCACGAGGCCCUCGCCCAUCUGAAUGUGCUCUACAAUACCAUUGCUGGUGCCGGGUCCUAUCUGGGCCCGUACUUUGGCACUGCUCAGGAAGACCAGCAGCUUGCCAACCAACACGGCCACCCUUGGAUCCCACGACCACCCAUCGCAACCACCACAGCCACCGCGUCGCAGCACUGUCCAUCACAGGACUGGCGCAGCUUGCUUGCAGACUGCUUGGCCAGCUCGCUGUCCUACGUUGUCUCCGCUGGCAGUGAUGACACCAAAGCGGCACGAUUGUUGAUCAAGUGCUCCUCGCGCUUCAUCUCCGACUUUGGCAGGAGCACUGACUACCUGAAGCAUUCUCUCGUCUCUGUGAAGGGCGCACACAAGGCUCUAUCAGCGGUGCGGUUUGAAGGCAACGACGUGUCGUGCCAGUCGACUGCAGCGUGGGAACGGUUGACGGUGCGCUUCCUCCCACACGUGUCCAGUAGCGCUACACCAGACCAGAUUCGCCAAGCGCGCAUUCAAGCCGCGAAUCACGUGUUACGGCUCCAGGCAACCUAUGAAACGCGUGCGAGGCCCAUCCCAGCCAUCAUCAGUCUUCGGCGCGUCCUCGUGAUGCAUUGCUCAAGGGUGGCGGCUCUUCGGUACUCGGGACUUUUCACGAAACGGAUGGAGACAAUUGCUGCCUUUCUGCUGCAACUUGCGAUUCAUCCGUAUCUGGUUGUCCGCAAACGCAGUCAGCAUGCCAUGCGGCGAGUCAUGGAGACAUUCCCAACCAGCUCGAUGGUAUUGCUGCCAAAGUUCCUGAGCGUGCUUGAGGAAGCAACAGCCGUGGUCGCAGCGGCGCCCGUUGGAUCGCGUGAUACUGGUAGCUCGUUGGCGGCCGCCGCCGCUGCUUCUCUGUCCAGCCCGUCAAUCUCCAUCGACACGGCCAUCGAGCACAUCAAGGGCAUUUUAUUCUUGCUGAUGCAACCGCUUUGCCUCGUCCACCUCUAUUCUUCGUUCUGCCUCAUGGAACGCUGCUUUCUCGCCAUCUAUCGCUGCAGGGUGAUUGAACGUCAGUCUGUGCAAGCGAUGGUCCCAUUGCUCUUUAAUGCAGUGAGCCACCCGAGCGCCGGCCCGGUGCUUGCCACCACAGUGUCCGACGUUGCGCUCACUCUUGCGCAGCAGGCCGCUUUCUCGGCGAUCGCGGCACCUCUUGAUGUUGCAGCGCUGCUUGCGCAGGGCCAGGCCGAUGAAGCGGCAAGAAAUGACGGUCGUCGCGCCGAGCUCGAACACUUUUCCCAAAAGCUAGUGUUGCUUUUGCCGCGGUUGUCCACCCUGCACCACGCAGCCGCGGAGGACGCUGGCGAGGCCGCGCCAACGGCUGUGACCUGGCCGUACGAGGCUAUGGUGUUGGCCACCAUCGGCCAGGUCAGUCGCCCGGAUGCACUGCUGGAUCCUCGCCUUGUGGCGGCUGAGGCUGGGGCGUUGUUGAGCCACGUGCCGAUGAUUCGCGUCGGUGCCUUGUCGAUUGUCGUCAGCAUUUUCCGCGGUCUGAAACGCUUCACCAGCCAACCUUUCGUCAAGAGUGUGCAAUUGACCACGCCCACAGGAGGCGCCGAGUUGCUGCUUGCUCCUCAACCCAUGGGCAACAAUCUGCAGCAACACCCUCCCGCCCGUGACCAUAUUGUGUUUGAGCAGGCCAACCCCCCGCGCAACACGUCGCAUACAGCGCCCCCAGGAGAACGCCUGGACAACCAAGACCGUCGAAUCCAGGUGCACAACCCUUUCCCACGCACGCGCGAAGAAUGGGAAGCGACGCUAUUCGCAGAAAAGAACUUUUUGGGUUGGGUGGCCUUUCCACGGUCGUUUGUGGCGUAUCGCUACACCAAGGAUUUGCCCGGUCUCGGUAUUCGCGACCCAGCGUCCAUUCAGCCUGCAGAAGCCCCUCUGUGGGCUGCAUUUGCCGACCCAGUGACGGCGCAUGCGUUUGUCAAGCAGUUCAUCCUCUUCCAAGAAAUGGACCAUGCUCCUGCCAACAACGACGCGCAGUCCAGCGGCGCCCGCUUCAGCACGUCAACUGCCAAGCUGUACAAGCGCAUUUUUCGGCAGCUUGGACCGGCCGCCCUCGAGCCGUUCAAGGCCCAUUUGAUGCGCCAGGUCAAGAGCGACGAGCCUGGUCUGCAACGUACGGCGGCUGAAAUCAUUGCUGGCGCCGUUCGAGGCAGCAAGCAUUGGACCUUUGACUGCCAAGAGCAGUUGUGGCUGUUUAUUGUGCCCUUGCUGCGGACUGCUUUCGACAAGGCUGGCAACUACACGAUUGAUGAUUGGAACAAUUGUCUACUCUUUGCAGUGUACGAUCGCGAUGUGCAUCGGCUCCGCCAUUUGGUCCAGCUCGUCUUACGCGAGCCUCUGUUUUCGAAUGAUACAUCCUCGUUUUAUUCGACGUACCGACGCCUGUUGUUUGCCCACGCGGUGUCCAGCGAGAUGGGUUGGCGUGUUGCCGACGAGUCGCUUUUGAUGAUGCCCGUUCUGCUCGAGAAUUUGUCGUAUCCGUACAAGCUUGUUCGCCAGCAGCUCGCUCUGUUGAUUUUGGGCCUUCUUCAGGGCACAACAACGCCGCAGACAGACGGCGCAGCGAUGCACUUCCAUCCUGCUGCCAGCCAAGCGCUUCCCGCCAUUGUGACUGCACUCGAGCGGUGGCACGCGUUCAGUCGGCGCCAAGCGCACGAAUCGACCGAGUCCAGUCCCUCGUCCGGCUCUAGCAGUGACCCCAGUCCAUCUGUCACCCCGACGCCAGACCGUAGUGAGACUAGUCUGCUUUCUCCUGAGGACGAGGCUUGCCUGAAUGCUGGGCGCACAGCUCUCGAGUUUGUCUUGCGUGCGGUGACCCGCCUGGGUCGGUUUGUGCUCGAUGAGCACAUUCACAGCAUUCUGCCGCUGCUGUUCCAAUCAUACAAUUCAACGGACGAAGAGGUUCGAAUUGUUGGACGCCAGGCUUUGAAUGAGAUUUCCAACCUCGUCUUUCAACCCGUGGUCCUCGAAAGGCUCUUGCGGGCCAUGAUUGCGCCUCUAGAUCGAGCAUCCCAACACCACUACACUUGGCACGCAAAGAUCGCCUUCUUGUUUUCGCUUCAGUCACUCGUUUUCCGGAAUCAGUUCUAUAUUUCCCGAGAAAUGCUCGAUAUGAUUCUGCAAGCUGUUCUGCAGCUGAUGAAGGAUGAACAAAUCGAGGUCCGACAACUUGCUGGUGAAACGCUGGGGGUUCUCACCCGAUGCGAUUCCAGAAUCACCUCCAUGGGGCUCAUUGAAACUACCUUUUUGCCAUGGUCGAGGACCCAACUGCCAAGCCGAACGCUGGCAUCGAGUCAGCUGAACAGCAAACAGCGAGAGCAAGUCCUUCAACGGCAUGCUGGCGUAAUUGGUUUGUGUGCCUUUGUUCAAGCCCAGCCGUACACUCUGCCGUCUUGGAUGCCCGAGCUGCUUGUGGAGAUUGGUUCGCACCUGUCCGACAGAGGAGCCAUUCAGGCAACCGUCAAAAAGACAUUGUCUGAAUUUUGGCGCACUCAUCAAGACAAUUGGCACAAUUUCAAGCUUCAAUUUACUGAAGAUCAGCUGUCGGUGAUUACUGAUUUGCUGAUUUCGCCCAAUUACUAUGCCUGAUGAGUGGGCGUGGGGGUUUAACCCCCGUUUUUCGUAUUUUGCUGGACUUUUGUCUAGUCGUGGUUGUUUUGAAUACAUUCUAGUACCUUUGUC
Molecule: messenger RNA, 6635 nt
Organism: Capsaspora owczarzaki ATCC 30864
Lineage: Eukaryota; Filasterea; Ministeriida; Capsasporidae
Product: proteasome activator subunit 4
Exons: 8
Coding region: 129-6542 (2137 amino acids)
Biological process (GO): proteasomal ubiquitin-independent protein catabolic process
Cellular component (GO): cytosol; nucleus
Molecular function (GO): proteasome binding; peptidase activator activity
Source: RefSeq, a predicted model, not a curated record